Molecule: messenger RNA, 1372 nt
Organism: Rhagoletis pomonella (apple maggot)
Lineage: Eukaryota; Metazoa; Arthropoda; Insecta; Diptera; Tephritidae
Source: RefSeq, a predicted model, not a curated record
AUUCGCGUUUUACUUCAAUUAGUUGAAACAACAACAACCAAAAAGGAAGUAAUUAUCCUUUAGCUUCGGAAGCAAUAACAAAGGGCAGAUAUGUUGACGACAUCUUUGGUGGAGCUGAUGAUCCUGACACUUUAGAAAUUGCAGUCUUCAAGCUCUUUAUCAUCAAUAUCAUUCGACGACUGCACUACCAAAAUACUCGGAUUAAAUUGGAAUCCUUCAACGGAUAACUUCAACUUCACGUCACAAUCGAGGAAUUCAGGAUCCAAAAUGACAAAACGGCUCAUAAUGUCUGAAGUAGCUCAGAUAUUCGAUCCACUGGGAUUCGUUUCUCCAACUACGGUGCGCACCAAAAUGCUAUUGCAGGAGCUCUGGUUGCACAAUGGCUAAACAUUAGAGAAGAUCUGCGAUAUCUAGACAAAGUAUCACUUCCAAGAUGGAUAUCCACAUACCGACAGUCAUUAUGUGAAUUGCACGGAUUCUCUGAUGCAUCUCAACUAGCCAUGGCUGCAGCAAUCUACAUAAGAAUACAAUCGCCGUCCACAGGGCCCACAAUCUCACUACUCUGCGCAAAAACUAAAGUAGCACCACUCAAGAAACUCACGAUCCCGAGGCUAGAAUUAAAUGCUGCGCUAAUUCUGGCCAAACUUCUACAUUAUGUUCGAGCUACACUUCAUGUGAACAUAGACUCUAUUCAUUUGUGGACGGACUCAUCAGUGGCACUUACGUGGAUCAAUUCUAACACAGCCAGAUGGAAAGACUUCGUAAGGAAUAGAGUUCUUCAAAUUCAAGAUCUGGUGCCUGACGCGAAAUGGCAUCAUAUUCCAAGUAAGGACAAUCCAGCUGACUGCGCAUCAAGAGGCAUCAACACUUCACAAUUAAUCAACAAUACUUUAUGGAGGACGGGACCCACCUGGCUCUCUAAGUCAACGAAACAUUGGCCAAAGCUACAACCUCUCCAUGAUCAGGCCUGCACCUUGGAAGCACAGCCUGGUCUAUCAUUCGUUGCAACGACUUCAACAAAACCACCUCAAUGGGAUCUCAUUAGCAGGUACUCUAGCAUAUUUAGACUCCUAAGAAUCACUGUUAUUAUCUUCAAAGCAACGUCAAGACUCAAAAGAGUACCAGAUCCCUGCACAUCAAUCACUCCUAAUGACUUAGAAAGAGCAAGAAAAUUCUGGGUAAAGUCAACCCAAGCAGCAUAUUUCGCUCAUGAGCUUAAGACACUGUCAGCAAAUCAAAAACUUCCACAUACUCAUGUAUUAAGCCGUCUAACCGCCUUCAUCGAUGAAGAAGCAAUCUUAAGAGUUGGAGGACGACUUCAUAGCUCUCAGCUGGAUCCUGAAAGCAAGCAUCCUGCAAUCUUGCCAAAAAA